Epithele typhae is the source of this 705-nucleotide messenger RNA. RefSeq lists its product as uncharacterized. The transcript is spliced from 3 exons. The record is from RefSeq and is a predicted model, not a curated record. The coding region runs from base 1 to 705 and encodes 234 amino acids. NCBI's taxonomy places the organism in Eukaryota, Fungi, Basidiomycota, Agaricomycetes, Polyporales, Epitheliaceae.
AUGUUUCGCCUUCCGACCCACCUCGAGACCCUGGUACCGCCUCCACGGGAUCAGCUCCCGCAGUCCCAACCGUGGAGAGGUUCGCUCCUGCUGCCGACCUCGUCUCCUCAUCCCUCGCGACCGCGAGAGAUCCGCGUCACCGCAGCGGAGACGGAGAACGAUAAUAGCCAGCAGGAGCAGUGGCCUAGACAGUUCCAGCUCCAAGUGGUCGAUCACAGAGGAGUCCUCCGUCAGGUUCACCAAUGGGUCUCUCAGGUCCAGCUCAGCGACUUCCCUCGGUGCAUGCUCAUGCCGGACCGGCUGCCUGAUCAAGCGGUGUCGAGAGACAACCAGGCGCAGUUCGAGGGACUCGCUCGUCACCUGCUGGAAAACGAGACGGUCGCCGUCGCUCGAUGGGAUGUUAACGAUCCGUCAACCCCGGGUGGUCUCUUACUUUAUCCCACUUCCACCACACGCACUCUCAUGGUCGGCGUCGUCUUUUUGACGUCCGAAUUUCCGUCUUUCCUCGGGCUCGAGGGCCCGCAGUUCAACUCCGCCAUUCGUUCCAUAUACGCUCCCGCCUUGCUGCCGCGGCUGCAGCCUUUCCAGCCAGUCGUGCACCACACUCCUUUCGACCCCGCGCCUCCGCAUAUCUCGUCCGCCUCUCGUCACUCUGCCAGCGGACCCGACCCCUCGAAGAACAGGUCCGGCCGCAACAGUGGCUGA